Molecule: messenger RNA, 2296 nt
Organism: Anopheles gambiae (African malaria mosquito)
Lineage: Eukaryota; Metazoa; Arthropoda; Insecta; Diptera; Culicidae
Product: differentially expressed in FDCP 8 homolog
Exons: 4
Coding region: 416-2128 (570 amino acids)
Source: RefSeq, a predicted model, not a curated record
CGCUUGCUUUCACUCGCUUUGUUUGGUUGGCUUUUGCCUUGUGGCCCUGGUAGAAUUUUGCAGCAAGCAAGCAAGCAAGCAAAAAAAAGGCACAUAAUUUACAAACAAAAACAACCCUCGGCCAGAUUGAGUCAUACGAGAGGCAAGCUACCGAUUAGCUGAAUCGUGCGUUUCCUGGUUCACUAACACUUUACUAUCUACAUCAGUACAAGUGUGUAAGUUACAUCUCCUGUGGAUUACCCCUCUCUACAAGUGAAAGAAUUUGAUUAAGCUCGGAGGGGGGAAAUCAUUCUAAAACACUGAUAAGAACAGCAUGUCCGAUGUUUCGCCCCAGCGAAAGAAUGAGCCAGUAGGCUGAGCUCAUCAUUAGCCGGAUGAUGUAAAGUUCGUGCGUUUCCACUUUGUGUACUCAGCGAUGCAGAGUACGGUGCAGAACCUCCGGGAGGGCCUCUGGAAUCUACCGAGCACGGUCAACAGCCUGCUGCUCGCUGGGACACUACUGGACAGUGGCAGGGGCAGCUCGUCCGAGGAGCUUACCCGGGAACAGAAAACUCGUUCCCCCGCCGAGCGGGACGAUAACAAUAACGACGAUGCCGAGGAAGAACCGCCGGACAGUGAUCAGGAAGAUGAUGAGCUGCCGGAAAAGCGGACGCAUGCUAGCAACCGCAUGUCCGCCGAGCCCAUGAGCAGUUCGGUCGGUUCGUUGCGUGCACUGUGCGAUGAGCCGGAGCAGGACGAGCGGGGUGAAAAGGAUCCCACAGCCACCACCACCGCCACCAACACCGCUGGUCCGGAUCCGGCUGUGCUGCGUGUCAAGUGGCAACUGGUGCCGUUGGAUCAGAACGCAUCGCUGGUGGAGCUGUCGCAGGCAAUAGACGUGUGCCGGACGCUGGUACGCUCAAAUGCGUACGGGCCCGAUACGGACCAAAGCAAAUGGCUCGUGCGACAUUUGGUGGAGCUGCGGUACCGGUAUCGCGAGCUGGUUGACUUUUCGCGCGAUCCGGAAGCAGUGCUGGAGGAGACGGAGGUCAUUCUGGGGCAUCAUUUCGUGCGCCGAAAGCAGUUCCCUUUGCAGCAGCUGCAGCGCGACCGGCACCUGUACUGUGACCACUGUUCCGGAGUCAUUUGGAACGUUGUGCAGGCAUCGUACGUUUGCAAUGACUGCUCGUUUACGGUGCAUCACAAAUGCUUGCGCAAUGUGCUGCGUAUCUGUGCGCACGUGGUCACGACGGAGCAUAAGCUGCCGAUCGAGUGCAUCUGUCCCGAGAUUGGGCUGGCCUUUCAGAAGUACACUUGCGCGGAGUGUGGAACACAGCUGAGCUACAACACUUCCACGUCGAUCAACUGUUUCGGACUCGAAUUCAAAGCGGGUAAGUGUGUUCAUUCGCGUACCCGGCAGCUAAUCAUACUAAUCUUCUAUUUUUUUUUCGCUUCCACUCGAUUAGAAAAACUGAACUCAAUUCAGCCCCGGCUGUGCGACUACACCGGUCUGUACUACUGUCCCGCGUGCCACUGGAACGAUACGAGCAUCAUACCGGCACGCAUCACCAACAACUGGGACUUUGUGCCGCGCAAGGUGUGCCGUGCGUCGCGGCAACAGAUCAACCUGCUGCUGGCCAAACCCGUCAUCCGGCUGGAGGAGAAGAAUCCGCGCCUCUUCACCUUCAUUCCCCAGCUGGCCGAGGUGAAGCGGGCGCGCGUGCAGCUCGGUGAAAUGAAGCGAUACCUCAUCGCGUGCCGGCUAGCCGACGAGACUAGGCUCGUGGUGAAGCAAAUCGGCAAACGGCGCCACCUGAUGGAAUCGAUCGAGCUGUACAGUGUGGCGGAUCUCGUUGGCGUAGAGGAUGGGACGUUGCUGAAUUAUCUGCGCACGAUACGGGCCACGUUCGAGCAUCACAUUCGAAACUGUGUGAUCUGCUCCGGUAAGGCGUACAUCUGCGAGUUUUGCAACAACGAUCAGAUUUUGUUCCCGUUCGAUGAUGAUGCGAUUUGCUGCAACCAGUGCAAUGCCGUCAGUCAUCGCGAGUGCUACCAGCGCAGGAAGAGCAGGUGUGCCAAGUGUGCCCGCUUACGGCGCCGUGCUUUACAGACGCUGCGGGAACAGUUGGAUCUAGAAAAUGGCAACUAACCUGGAAGAGAGAGAGGGAGAGAGACAGUGAGCAAAAAUCAUAUCAUUUUUACCCUUUGAAACGGCUUCGAUGUGCUUUACAUGUGUGUAAGCUUUAACUCACCAGGGACAACGUGCACAGCUUCUAUUGGUAGCCAUCAAUAAAAUCACACGCCUUCGUAAAAUCUA